Psylliodes chrysocephalus is the source of this 510-nucleotide messenger RNA. The record is from the annotation of a GenBank genome assembly. NCBI's taxonomy places the organism in Eukaryota, Metazoa, Arthropoda, Insecta, Coleoptera, Chrysomelidae.
AUGCCAAAAGAUAAUAAUAAGUUACCAGACGGAGUAGUCGCCAUCCCUGCAAAGAAAGAAGAAGAAUUCGUAAAUACUCGGUAUCAGAAUGUCAAAGAAACUACUCAGAAUGAGCAGAAUCUAGCUCAGAAAGAACAGAACCACUUCAAAAACCCAAAGAAGGAGCAACACGCUAACCCAGCGAUUCUACAACCACAACUGUUUUCUCAAGAACAUCUUGAACUAUUACAUCAACAUCUUAAAGAGAAAUUGGAAAACAUUGAAAGAAAUCAAAAACCUGGGUACAAACAAGCUCUUUGGUUGGAGCAAAAAGAUUUUUUACACGAUUGGGCGCCAGGUAACCAAAUUGAAGGGGAUCGAGAAGAUUUGGUGUUUUCUCCAAACAGUGAUUUUGAAUAUAUACAAUAUAAAAAGCUGUUAGAAUAUGGAAUCUUACGUUUGAAGUUGUUGGUACCAUUUUUUCUAACCACUUCUUUUGGUGAUGAUACAUCCAAUACCUCAGCUCAUUAA